AUGUCAAAGCCUCUUACUUUCUACACCGCUGGGACCCCCAACGGUCGCAAGGUCUCCAUCCUCCUGGAAGAGCUCAAGGCCACCUAUGGUCUUCAGUACGAAGCCCACAAGGUUGACCUCGGAAAGAAUGUCCAAAAGGAACCGUGGUUUAUUGCUCUAAACCCUAACGGUCGAAUCCCUACUCUUGUAGAUCCCAACCGCGACUCGUUCUCCGUCUUUGAGAGUGCCGCCAUUCUGUUAUACCUCCAACAACAAUUUGACCCAGAAAACAAAUUCGGUUUCGAUCCCGCCCAGAGCCCCAAAGACUACAGCGAGAUGCUGCAAUGGAUAUUCUUUGCUCACGGUGGUGUCGGCCCUAUGCAGGGUCAACUGAACCACUUUAACAGAGCCGCACCUGAAAGUAUCCCGUACGCGAAGAAACGUUACCAUGACGAAGUUAGGCGGCUGUACGGCGUUCUUGAAAUCCGACUCAAGGACCGCGACUAUUUGGCUGGAUCCGGCAAGGGCCAAUACUCACUGGCUGAUCUGAAUGUUUAUCCAUGGGUCAACAUUCACGCGUUGAGCGGUAUUGAGUCGUUGGACGAAUGGCCUGGAUUGAAGGGUUGGUUGGAUAGGAUUGCGGCAAGACCGGGUGUUCAAGCGGGCAAUCAAGUUCCGUAA
This is a messenger RNA of Desarmillaria tabescens, 660 nucleotides long. Its product is annotated as glutathione S-transferase C-terminal-like protein. The record is from RefSeq and is a predicted model, not a curated record. Bases 1 to 660 code for a protein of 219 amino acids. The transcript is spliced from 8 exons. Lineage: Eukaryota; Fungi; Basidiomycota; Agaricomycetes; Agaricales; Physalacriaceae.